AUGGGUACAUUAAUUAAGGAAUUAUUUAAAUGGCCAUUAGUUGUACGUCUUCGAACACCAGAUAAUGAUGAUGAACAUGUUGAUAGACUUAAUCAUCGUGUUACAGUUGGAUUAAUACUUAUUGCUGUUUUUAUAACAUCAACAACAUCAUUUGUUUCAAAUCGAAUAUCUUGUUGGUUACCAACUGAACUUAAACAUGCAAGUUAUCCAAAAUAUAUAGAAAGUUAUUGUUGGAUUAGUAAUACAUAUUAUAUACAUUCCAGUAUGACUCCACCACAUUCGGAUGAGGAUAGAAGACGAGCUCAAAUAGGUUAUUAUCAAUGGGUACCUAUUCUUUUAUUAUUAAUGGCAUUAUUUUUUUAUGCUCCUCGAUUAUUUUGGCGUUCAUUCAAUGCUCAUUGUAGUAUUGAUAUUCAAAAUUUAAUAAAAAAAAGUCAAAUUUCAACUAAUAAUUCAACAAAAACAGCAUCAAAAACACUUGAUUAUUAUUGUCAAACAUUUAAAACUAAACAUUCACAUAGUUCAAUUAAUAUACAAGCAUAUAUUCGUCGAAAUAAACAUCGAGGAAAUUAUUUAUUUUCUCUAUAUUUUUUAACACGUUUAAUGUAUUUAAUAAAUUCUAUAUUUCAAUUAUUUUUACUUAAUGCAUUACUUGGUCAUCGUGGUAAUGCAUGGUUUCUUGAUAUUGAUAUAAUGAAAUCAAUAUUUCGUUAUGGUAAUCCACUACUUGAUUCACCUUAUUUUCCUCGUGUUACAUUAUGUGAUGUACCUAUACGUGAAAUAGCUAUAAUUCAUCGUUAUACACUUCAAUGUGCUUUACCAAUAAAUAUGUUAAAUGAAAAAAUUUUUGUUGCAUUAUCAUUUUGGUUUAGUUACGUAAUUCUUCAUAAUAUAAUAAGUUUUAUUAUAUUAAUUAUUCAACAAUUUAAAAAUCAACGAAUUAAAUAUAUUGAACGUUUAACAACAUUAAUUGAUGGUGAUAAAAAAGAUUAUAUUGAAGAUUUUACUGUAGAUUAUUUAACGUAUGAUGGUAUUUUUUUAUUACGUUUAAUAAGUCAUAAUUCAAGUGAAUUACAAGCAAUGGAAACUAUUAAAACUAUGUUUGAAAAUUUUAAACGUAGAAAAUAA
Molecule: messenger RNA, 1128 nt
Organism: Rotaria sordida
Lineage: Eukaryota; Metazoa; Rotifera; Eurotatoria; Philodinida; Philodinidae
Source: the annotation of a GenBank genome assembly